UGCGCUUCCUCCUGCUGGUGGCAGGACAGGCCUUGUUGUGGACAGGGAUUUCUGUCAAGGCAAAAAUAAUUUAAGAACACCAAUGGAGACACCAUCAGAAACAUCAGGUGUUUCUGUUCCAAACACUGACUCUGCAGUCUUGCCUUCUGCUGGCUGUCGAGUCUGUGGUAAAAGAGCAGCUCGCGAUGCUGCCUUAGGAACUCUCCAAGAAGAAAAGACUUCCCCAGUUUCUGGUGGGGUCAAAAGACCGUGUCACGAUCUUUCUGAGAAGUGCUCUGCCAGAGCCAAGGACUUGUCAUCCUGCUCCUUUCUGAGAAACCUCUGGAAAGUUGUUGAAAGCAAUCGCUUCCAGUCCAUCUGGUGGGGCAAUGAUGGAGGCUUCAUAGUGACUGAGGAACCUUUCUUCACAGCGGAAGUACUGGCCAGGAGAUGGCCUCUCCUAAUUUUUGGUGUCGUCACCAUGAAAGGUUUUGUUCGUCUCCACCACCGCCACGGCUUCUACAUUACAGAGGGGGAUUUCCCAAAUUCUGCCUCAAGUGAUAAAUUCCUGGCAGAGGAAGCAGCAGUUUCUACUCCUAGCGAGUUACUCUGCUACUAUAACCCCUACUUCAAGGAUUAUCUCCGGUGGCAAAGAAGAUUCAAGCGAAUCUGGGACAAUUAUGCUGACAGUGAUACCAGUCAGUUUGUCAAAUGGAAUGACACUUUCUCCCCAUAUUCUGUUAGUCGUGGUCAUGGGGUUCUGUCAGAAACCUUUGCAUACAGUGCAUAG
Lagopus muta (rock ptarmigan) is the source of this 769-nucleotide messenger RNA. Its product is annotated as heat shock transcription factor, Y-linked-like. Lineage: Eukaryota; Metazoa; Chordata; Aves; Galliformes; Phasianidae. Gene Ontology annotation, molecular function: sequence-specific DNA binding; DNA-binding transcription factor activity. The record is from RefSeq and is a predicted model, not a curated record. Gene Ontology annotation, biological process: regulation of DNA-templated transcription.